ACAAAAUUAUUACCAAUUAUUAUCCGUUCUUACUAAUUUGGUAUUUAUUUCGUGAAAAAUAAUCUAUUUUAUAUUUACGAUAUUAAAUCAAAAAAAAUGGUUUACGCAAUUAAUGUAGAACAUCUGAUUCAAAUGGCUAUUGAUGCCAAAAAUGACGUUUAUACUGGAAUUCAUGACACUUUAACAAUACCACUGAACUAUGAUUUUGAAGUGACGUUUGAUGAAGAAUACGAUGAAUUUUUACGUAUUGAACGACCACAAUCUACAUUAAAAACAAAAGCUCGUCCAUGCCUAAAGCACGAGACUUUGAAGAAUCUGGAGUAAGUGCAGACAAUUUUUUAUAAAUUGAUCGUUUAUUAGUCCCAAAUCGGGAUGAGUGAUCAUUUCCGCAUAUUAUAAUAUAUUUUAUAGUUUUUAAAGCCAUUUUAAGGAUUUUUAUCGUUAAAAUGUAUGUUUAUACAUUAAACAUAAUAUUAAUAACUCAAAAACUAAACAUAUUCAAACUUUGAUUUAAGUACAACAGAAUUUUAAAAAUAAACUCAUACAAGUACUUACUAAUAUAAAGUAAGAAAAAUGGAUGUUAUUUGAAAAAAUAACUUUAAUCUGAGUUAUUUUUAUUAUUAAAAUUUAAAAAAUGAUAAAGUGUAUCACGAAUAACAUAAUUUAGAAGUAGUUAUCUGGUCGCGAUCUAAGUUGACCUAUUAAUGAAUUUAAAAAUAAUUUAAUACAACCGUUUAUAUUAUUAUGUAUUCAUAAGAACUUCAAUAAUUGUUUAGAUGUUGGAGAUGAAUGGAGAAUAUGAUGAUAACCCAAUUAAUGUAGAACAUCUGAUUCAGAUGGCUAUUUCGAAUAACAUUUUAUAUAUUCUGUAUAAUCAGAAUUUGCCCCUGUUAAAUUUAGAAUUACCCACUGUACCUCGCGGGAAGUUUAGCUAGUUUAAUCUACAAUAAUAUUCUAUUAUUAAUAUUUGAGGAUGCACUUGGGAAAUUCAAUAGGUAUCAAAAAAUGUUUAUAAUAUAAGAGCUAUACAUAGAUAUAUACAACGGGUAUCGAAAUGUUGGCUAACCUAACGAUAUUUAGAUUUGAGUAAAAUCAGUUCAGUUGUAAUCAUAGAUUGUAGAAAAAUAUGGACUAUAGUUAGGUUAGGUAAAUACAUGAUUUAAGAGACUAUAGUGAGUAAAUUUAAAAACAAAAAAUAAUGAUUUCGACAUAGGAUGGCAGGGUUUCAAUCUUUUUAUACACCUCUACUGCGUACACCCCUAUCGAGUUUUUUAUAGGUACAUUUAUCUACGUUUACCCUUUAUGACCCUUUAUUUUUAUCAUACUUGGGCAUACGUAAGUCAAUUUUCAUAAUAGCAUUGAUUUCUUAUAUUUUUUAAUUCAUUACAGUCGCAUGAGAGAUCUGUUUCUAAUGAAGAAUGCAAAAAAAAGUAAAAACAAAUCAUUUUUAGGAUACUCUUUAUAUUAUAGAUGUAAGACAUAUCUAUUUAUCUAUUUUUAAGAUCAACGAAUUCAAUUGAGACUGAAGCUACCAUGCAUGAUACGAUCAAAACUAUGCAGGAGCAAUUGAAUGCAUUAACAUUGAGGUUCAAUGAAUUUCAAAUUACACAAAAUGUUACAACAUCGAAUUUGACGUUUCCAGAUCCUGAAAACGAUCCCGAAUCAAUAAAUGCAUAAACUAUAAUUGUCUGAUCAACUUAUAGUCCAGGCAAAUUAAAUAAAAUAGCGGAAAAAAAAGCAGGAAAGCUGAAUUUUGUUCACAGAACACAAAAAAUGUAGAACGCCUAAAGCGCUCCAAUAAAACAUGUUCUAUGGAAAUAAUAUUUAAUGAAACAAUGCGGAGUACAGUUAACCAAGAGUUAUUUUUAGCAAAUGAAAAAAAUAAAACAAGAUUAAUUCACAUGUUAACAAACAAAUUUAAAAAUUCUAAUAUAACAGUUAAUCAAGCCUUAGACAAUGCAGAUACUUUGAUCGUGAAUACUGCCAUUGAUUUAUCGUUAACAAAUGAAACAGUUGUAAUAGUUGGUGAAGGGAAAGGUACAAUUGAAAGAAGAAUUUAUUCAACUAAUAGCUUACAAUCACCAAAAGAUACAAAAAAAUCAAUUUUAUUUGUACAUGCAUUUUUUGGUUGUGACACGACUUCUUCAUUUUAUAGAAAAGAUAAUAUAUGUAAGGCAGGUGAAAUGUUUAUUCUUGCACUGUAUAAUGCCAGUGAAAAAGAAACAAACCUCAAUAACUACCGUUAUCAAUGUUUCGCAAAAAACGUAUCCAGCAGUAAAAAUGUGUUAUUAACAAUUCCACCUUCUGAAGCAGCUGCGCGAGAACAUUCAUUUCGAGUAUACCAUCAAAUUCAAAUGUGGCUGGGAAAUGAAAAAAUACCAGUAGAAUGGGGUUGGCAUCUAAAAAGUUGCACUGCUAGUUGUGGAUGCCGAAAACAUGGUUUAAAAUGUUCUACAAUCUGCGGAUACUGCAAAAGAAAUUCAUGCCUUAAUGCGAUGGAAGCUAUUGAUGAAAAUGAUAUUGAAUCAAUAUCAGAUGAAGGCAACAAAUCAAAAAAAGAAGCAGAUGAAAUAACCGCUGCUAAUCAGGAAUGCGAAGGAAAAUCGUUUGAAAGAUUAUCAGUAGAGACCGAAUAUAAUUCAAUUUCAACAUUUUCAUCAGAACCCGAGAUAAUAAAAGAGAUAGAGGAGGAAAAACCACCAUUUAAUGUGAAAACAUUUUUAGAAGAACAAAAGGAAUAUUAUAUUUAUAAUAACGAUCGAAAAGUAAUUGAAGAAAUUAUGGAACAUCUAUUAAAUGAAAAUAAAAAUCGUUGUUGCGCUAUGCAAAAAUUUAAAAAAAGCAUAAAAGAUAUUCCUAAUGAUAAUUAUAAUGAUUAUGAAAACGAAGAAAUUGACAUAGAACAAAAAUUCAUAAACUCAGACAUUGAUUCACUGUUUACAGUUAAAAAACGUAAAUUCGAUCCAUCAAAACAAGAAGAUAAUUUGAAAAGGUUGGAUAUAAGUUCCAAAGGAGAAGUAUACUUAGAUAUUUUUGGGAGAAGUCAAAAGAGGGAGGAUCUAUUUUUGUCAUUGUCGAUACGAGAUUUCCACGAAUCCGAUGAUCCAAAAUGCUUUUUACCUAUAAAUUAUUCAUGUUUAAUAAAUACAUAGGCAGUACCGAAAGGACAUAAGUGGCUUAAAAUUUGGUGCUAAAAAAGUGUGGAUAUGAUUUUUGCAUUAUUCAUCAGAAAAGCUACUUCUAUUAAAGAAAGUAGAGAGAUCUUAGGCGAAAAAGGUAAAAACUUAUUGAUUAUUUCAAUAAUUAAAAACUACCGAGGCAUGUAAAACAUUCAAGAAAUCAUUGAAGCUUCUGAUGGUAUCAUGGUUGCUCGUGGUGAUAUGGGAAUUGAAAUCCCCCCAGAAAAGAAGCAGCGUGAAUUUCACAAGGGGUGGCAUAAGUGGUAGGAAGGGACAUGUGAGCAUGAUAUUCGUUAAUAUUUCUGUAAAUAUUACCACACGGCAUCAUGCUGUACAGUUCAAACCGUUGCCAAUUGUUACAAACGUAUUUUACGACACUUGACCGUAAAUUAUGCGUAUGAGAGACGGUGCUAUACAUGUGAUACGAAAGUGAAUAAAAUAAACAUGAACCGUCUCCCUCCACAUGCAGAGCACGGUGAGGUACCAUGACACCGCGAACGUCGAUGAGCUCCAUGUGUUUACGGACACCGUAAAUAUUUUAUAAUCUAUACUUACGUCCAAACUGCUGGUAGUGCGGAGUGCAAAUGAAAUGAACGUGUUUAAUGUAGAGGCACCGUGGCAACUAAUAAAUAGAGAGUAUUGGUGUACGCGCGAUGCAUGAGAUUAUUUUUAUCGAUAAACUUCUGGGAACAAUAGCAAUUAUUCUAGACGACGAACAAAAAGGAUAGGUUGAAGGUAGCUGGAAACCCGCGGGCCGCCGUGCCGCAAAAUACGUAUUGGCGGUGAAUAAUUGUAAUUGUUAAUUACUCCACUAAAACGCAACAUUUUUGAAAAUCCUUUGCACGGUGAAAAUAUGAGAAGAACCCCUAUUUCAAAUUUCAAGUCUGUACGUUGAGUAAUUUUUGAGAUACAAUGAUCAGUGA
Messenger RNA from Aphis gossypii (cotton aphid), 4102 nucleotides. RefSeq lists its product as uncharacterized. The coding region runs from base 1812 to 3152 and encodes 446 amino acids. The record is from RefSeq and is a predicted model, not a curated record. Lineage: Eukaryota; Metazoa; Arthropoda; Insecta; Hemiptera; Aphididae. The transcript is spliced from 16 exons.